Molecule: messenger RNA, 858 nt
Organism: Maudiozyma saulgeensis
Lineage: Eukaryota; Fungi; Ascomycota; Saccharomycetes; Saccharomycetales; Saccharomycetaceae
Source: the annotation of a GenBank genome assembly
AUGGACUAUCAGAAUCGUGUCGGGUCCAAGAAAGGUGGUGGUGGUAUAGCUUCAGAUGCACAAGCCAAUUUAGCACGUAGGAAGAAAGUAGAUGACCUAUUAAGACAAGGAGUAGAAGUACCAUACACUUUCGAUGAAGAUAAGACAGUAGGAGAAGGGGGUGAACAAAACGAACCGAUCGAUAACAAGACUAAUAGCAAUCCUUACAUAUACAAGAACCAUUCCGGUAAGCUUGUAUGUAAACUAUGUAAUACUAUGCAUAUGUCAUGGAGCAGUGUGGAACGUCAUCUACAAGGUAAGAAACAUGGCUUGAAUGUCCUAAGAAGAAGUAAACUAGAUAGUAAAAAUGGAAAACCCGGAUCUCAGGGGAAGAUGGGUACCGAGAAGACACAGUUCGAUUUGGAUGUACAAAGUGAACGUGAGAUUAUACAAGAUAAUGGUGUCAUACCGCCUUGCCAAAUAAUACAUAUCAGAGAUGAGGAAUCGGAUCUUGAAGGUAUAUGUAUCAGGGUAGAUUAUAAUGAAAAGAACAGUAAAAGUGAAGUAUUAGAGGGAGAAAAUUCAAUACUGUACCCUCCAUUUGCUAGAAUUGUAUCAGGGUUGGAACUUACAUCAAAAGAAGAAAAUGAUAAGAAAUAUAUAGUAGUAGCGAACCCCCCAUUUAGCAAUGCAGCCAUAGAGAUACCGAACAAAGAAAUAGUAUACCGAACAGAUGAUUAUUUGGCUAAUUCUGUGGAUGAAUUUAAUAAUAAGUCGACGUACUGGGACAAAGAUCUGGGACUUUUCUUCAUACAGAUAUUCUUUAAGAAGGAGGAAGAGAAGAAAGAUGUUAAAACGCCUGAGAACCCCAAAGCGUAA